GGUAGGAGCUUCGGGAGGACUCGGUUGGCUUCGGUCGGACUCGGCUACAGAGGGGGGACUGUUGUCAUUCGUCCGGGCUGUGUGGCGAGCUUUUGUCCAGCAGAGAUGGCCGGGAUUAAAGCUCUCAUCAGCCUUUCCUUUGGAGGGGCCAUCGGCCUCAUGUUCCUCAUGCUUGGAUGUGCCCUCCCUGUGUAUGACAAAUACUGGCCUUUGUUCCUGCUCUUUUUCUACAUCCUCUCUCCCAUCCCUUACUGCAUCUCGCGGAGAGUGGUCGAUGACACAGACUCGGCCAGUAAUGCCUGCAAAGAGCUGGCCAUCUUCCUCACGACGGGCAUCGUCAUCUCAGCUUUCGGCCUGCCGAUCGUCUUCGCAAGAGCUGAAGUAAUUGCCUGGGGAGCAUGUGCACUCGUGCUAACAGGUAACGUAGUCAUCUUUGGGACGAUCCUGGGCUUCUUCCUGGUCUUUGGAUCCAACGAUGACUUCAGUUGGCAGCAGUGGUAAAACGGCAGCUGGAGGGGGACCUUAGUCUGAACUGUUUUUAUUAGCGUUACAAUUAUUAUUAUUAUUAUUAUUAUUAUUAUUAUUACUGUUAUGGUAUUACCGUUCUUGUUGUUAUUUAUAUGAUGACCGCCCAUCCAUAGACUCACAUCAAACCAGUGCAAUACUUUUUUUUGUGUUUUGUUUUGUUUUGUUUUUACCACUCGCAUCAUGCUGAACUGACACAAGUGGGAUGGAAAAUGCUGACUUUCAGUUGGAUUUUUUCCCAUUUUUAAGUUUUACUCUUUCUGACUUCUGUGCUGUGAGUCUUUGUUUUCCAUCUUUUUGUAUGUAUCCACUUUUAUUUAAAGGAUUACAAGCUGGUGAACAGCUUUUACAGCGUAGUAUCUUUGAAGAUGUGUUAAAAAGAAUUCAAAAUUAAUGGCACGGACCAAAAGGAUAUGGUCAGUGAUGUCUGGCCUUCUUUUUGCAAUUAACAGAGACACUUAAAAACACUGGAAGGAGCUUCUUCUUUGUGAAAUUAAUGUAAGUCAGCUGGAAAUUGAGGAAAAAUCUGCACAAUAUGAGCCAAAAUUUCAUCAGACACGUCUCUGUUUCAUACAGGUCUUACUGGAUUUAAGUGUCAACAGUUCAGCUGAUAUAAUGCAGGCUUUUCUCAGCUUUCAGUCAGUAAAAUGUGAACAACACUAAGCUUGAGUGUUCUUGUGAAAGUAGCGGGCUGUUAUUGCCACCAACAGUACCUAACAUGCGAACUCUAUUAUGUGUAAAUGUGAUAUAAAUCUUUCUCAUGACACAAAGUGAGGAGGUGGUGUUCAGGAGCAGUGUGCAAGGAUUCAUUUUAAACUCUCUCUCUAUCACACCAGAGAUCAAAUUAAACUGACUUAGUGAUUUUCCAGGUACCAACAUGGUGGGCUGCUUAUUCACCAAGUUUUUCUGCAUCCAGUCGGCUCGUGUUCCAGUUAGUGUGAGUUAGCGUUUUUCAGUUAGGUCAAGAAAGCAUGCAAAGCCCGUAGCAGCCACCAGCUAGCAUUGGAUUAGCUCAAGGACAGCAGCCUUGUUGGAAACUCGGCCAAGCUACCCUAAGAGCCGGGCUACUUAUAACCGAGGCCCAUUUAACAGCCUUUAAGCUUUUGAAUGCGACUCCCUAAAAGUGAAAGAAUCCAGUGACUUUGCUCUGCAUUCCAGCUCUGGCACAUACUGUAUUUCCUCACACCAGCAAAAAAAAAAGGAACAAAAAACACGCCGUAUGAAUAAAGUUUGAAAGUAUUGGGUUGUGUAAACAAAGUCUGCAUGCUGGUUUAUGUAAUCUGCUGCAGCUUCUUGAUAAUCAGGGCCUGCAGUCAGUCAGGUGCAGCGCCUCAGACUGCUGUUACAUUUAAACUGCAUUAGUGGUGACUAAACGAGGAGUGAAGAUAAUGCUACCCUGUAAAGAACUGCAGUGACUAAUGGAGCUUCAGGUGUGUUUUGUUGUUUUGUUUGAGUUUUUUCUUUUUGUUUUUUGUUGUUUUUUUGUAGAUGGCACUGUUUGAAAAUCUCUGAGUUUCUCCAGCCAUUACAAGAAUCAAAUGUUUUGUUUCCAUGCAAAUUUCCAGUGGACAUCUUCACACGUUUUGGCCCUCAAUCAGUUUCAUUUCCAUAUUUAAAUCGUAUUUUUAGGGUUUUAGAAGCACACAUCCAGCAAAUAAAACAGAAACAGUCCUACAGGAAUAGUUUAGCAUUUUGGUGAACUCACUCACAUGUGUUGCAUAUGAAGCUAGACGUGAUUGAUUGCUUGUCAUAAGGACUUUAACAGGAGGACAUCUGGGCUCUGAAAGAAAACCAAGCCUGUCAACAAGUCCAAGCUUCAGCAUUUAUCAGAAUUGACUGAAUUUGUUUUAAUCUGUACACAAACUAAAGUUUAAACCUAUUUGUGAUUUCAGAGUUAGUUUUUGAGCUCUAACUACUCUUUGUUAAGAAAUAUUGGUAAUUUUGUAUUUUAGUUUAAUUUCCCUUUACUUACAAUUUAAAAAGUAAACUUUAGGUAUUUUAGCAGAGCUGUAUUAUAGCUGUGUACCCCCUUGUUCCAGUCUUUAAUGGUAAAUUAAUCAGAUCUGUAUUUGAGCUUUGUCACAUCAGACUUUUACUGUAAACUGAAUUUGUGUAAUUGGCUCAUUAACAGAAUUCGAGUAUGACUCUUACAGUAUUUCCUGCAUUAGUCAAAGACCAUCCAAGAAAAUCAUUAGGAACCAUUUGAGUGAACCUCUGGCUGAAAAAUAUGGGCUGACUGACCUUUGUGCAGGGUUAAUUUGAACUUGUGAUCACGGAGCUCAUAUUUCCGGCCUUCGUUCAGCCCUACGAAAGAUAUCGAUUGUUUUAAAAGCACCACAUUGACGGCAGAUUUUUGUUUUAUGUUAAAAACAUGCUUUAAAAUGUACUACUGACAUGAUUUGUGAGUAUCAUGAUGUAAUCCCAUGGAUGAAUCCUCUGGUGGCAGUCUGUGAGCCUGUCUGUGGUUCAGACAAGCAGGGUAACUCCAGAUGGCGUUUCUGGGACGUGCGCAUCUGUAUGACACUGGGUUUUUAGCUAAACGUGUCAAAUGUUCUCAGAUUUUCUGUUUUGUAGUCUGCCGUUAAUUCUGAACUGUCACUCUGGCAUGAAGAUGUGGGAUUAUUCUUAGGUUUCUCUCACAGAUCUUUGAAGGAUGUUGUAUUUAUUUAUUUCACUGGAUGCUUUGUGUCAAGGUUCAACGCCAUUUUCUAUCUCAACUGUUAUGUUGAAGAUGAGGAAGUCAGCAUGGUGGUUUCUUUUUUUUUUAAUAAACGCCAUUUUUGAAAGUCUU
Molecule: messenger RNA, 3316 nt
Organism: Oreochromis aureus
Lineage: Eukaryota; Metazoa; Chordata; Actinopteri; Cichliformes; Cichlidae
Gene: leprotl1
Product: leptin receptor overlapping transcript like 1
Exons: 4
Coding region: 106-501 (131 amino acids)
Biological process (GO): late endosome to vacuole transport via multivesicular body sorting pathway; negative regulation of growth hormone receptor signaling pathway
Cellular component (GO): endosome
Source: RefSeq, a predicted model, not a curated record